Macrosiphum euphorbiae (potato aphid) is the source of this 5136-nucleotide messenger RNA. The record is from the annotation of a GenBank genome assembly. Lineage: Eukaryota; Metazoa; Arthropoda; Insecta; Hemiptera; Aphididae.
AUGCCUGACCUUGAAGAUAAAGAAUCUAAAGAACAGGAGCGAGUAGAACGACGUCGAAUCAAAGCGACAUUUAAACGGGAUAGCGCUAUCGCAAGUAUUCGCGCGAUUCAUGCAUUGUCCGUGAAAGCAUCCACUAAUAGUGAUGUAGUUCCAAAAUUCUUAGUCGCCGCUCGCAACUUAAAUAGCUUGUGGACGCAAUUUGAAUUGGAGGAUAGCAUGGCGCUCGAGUGUAUGAUCGCGUUGGGCACAUAUGCUAAAUAUAGUGAAGUACUUCCGUCGGAAAUUCGUGCUCUUGUCGACGAAUCUAUAUCUGUUGCUGAAGCUUUAACACCGACUGAGACUCCGGAUGCCGUUCCACCCAAAAUUCAACGGUCAUCACGUCUACCGGAAAUUCCAUUGCCGUCGUUUGACGGAGAAUUGUCAGGGUGGCCUGUUUUUCGUGAUCGUUUUACCGUACGUGUUGUGAAAGAUACCGAGCUUACAAAUAUAGAACGGUUCUAUUACCUCUUAGGGUGCCUUACCGGUGAAGCUCUUCAUGCCGUAAGAAACAUCCCGGUAUCUGAGAGCACCUAUGACCUCGCUUGGUCAACUUUGGUUGAGCGUUUUGACAAGCCAAGGCAGUUAGCGACAAUUAUCGUCGACAAACUCAUAACUGCCCCUGUCCAUUCACAAGAAACAGUAGAAAGUUUAAAAGAUUUUAUAAGUUUGUUUUCGGACCACGUGUCAGUGCUUAAAUCGUUGAACAUUCCGAACCUCGGUGAGUUUCUUCUGUUCGCAUUGUCUGCGCGCUGUUUACCGUUGUUCACUCGCAAGGCAUUUGAAGAGACGAAUAAUACUGAAUUUCCUGAGUUUUCGGAUAUUGCUGCAUACGUCAAGGCCCGUGUAUCACUUCUGGAGGCAGUCAACUGUUCUAAUGUUCCAAAACAUCCUGCUCACACUCAUAGUCAGUCGAAACCAGUUCCAACUAGGUUUGGAUCAAAAGGUUCGAAGGUUUCGUUGCUGUCUUCAAAGACUGACGCUCCGACCUCAUCAAAGUGUCUGUUCUGUUCGGGAAGCCAUGCAUCAGUCGCGUGUAAUGAAUUUUCAAAAAUGUCUCUGGAUGAGAGGUAUGACGUCGCCCGUAAGACUAGGAUCUGUUUUCGGUGUCUUAAUUCAACUCAUUGGUCUAAUCAUUGUAAAACAGCCAAACCGUGUACUAAGUGUUCUGGUCGUCAUCACACUUUAUUACACCCUGUAAGUAAGCCCUCGUCGUCUUCUGACUCGACUCCGGCUGUCACAGCGUCAACAACCUCCUCAAUUACGAGCUCACUAAACAAAACAACUGUACUUUUGGGAACAGCCUUAGUUCACGUGCGUGACCGGGCUGGUUAUAUGCAAUCUGUUCGAGUUCUUAUUGACUCUGCUUCUCAGAUCACCGCCAUGUCCAUCGCCUGUGUGGAUCGUCUGGGACUAAAAAGAAGUAGAUGGACCGCACCGAUAACUGGCUUGACUGGCGUAUCGAUACCAACAAUAUCAGGAAAAGUCAAUUGUUAUAUGACGCCCAGACAUACUACGGACCCAACAUUUUCCUUAACUGCUUGGGUCAUGCCAACUAUAGUUUCAGAUAUGCCAUCUCAACAUCUACCGAAGCUCAUCAAGGACAAGUAUUCCCAUCUUGCACUAGCUGACCCUCACUUUGACCGGUCCGCAUCUAUUGAUAUGUUACUGGGAGCAGACGUGUUUGCUCGAAUCAUGGAUGGAAAACGGGUGUCAAUCGAUGAUUCUCUACCUGUCGCAUACGGAUCAGUCUUUGGUUGGGUCUUGAUAGGCGAACUCCCUGUUCAACCGUACCAUUGUAACACCGCUGUAUCCCUGUCGGUAUCACUGGAAGGGCUGGUCCAACGUUUUUGGCAACUCGAAGAACCGGAUGAAGCUCCUACUACGUUUACUAGUGAUGGACAAUGUGAGUCCAUUUAUGCUUCUGAAAGCCGUCGAGACAACUUUGGUCGAUUCCUAGUUCCUUUGCCAUUCAUACCGAAACACCGCGAUGAAACAUUUCCUGGUUCUCGCAAUAUUGCCGAACGUCGUUUUCAAAACCUUGAGCGGAAGCUUCAAAACGACGAUGUGCUAUAUACCGCAUACAAGCAUUUUAUGAGCGAGUAUGAAACCUUAGGUCAUAUGUCAGCUGCCACUGAACCUGGUGCCUACUUCAUUCCUCAUCACCCUGUUUUCAAGCUCAACUGUCCAUCGAGCAAAAUCCGAGUGGUAUUCGAUGGAUCGGCUAAGGCUGCCUCUCUGUUGUCAUUAAAUCAAUGUCUAUACGCCGGUCCGAAGUUACAGCUGGAUAUCGUGGACAUUCUAUUUCGAUUCCGACUUCACCAGUUCGUCUUUACUGCAGAUGUCUGCAAGAUGUACAGGCAAAUUCUCGUUCUUCCAGAAUACCGUCGCUUUCAGCACAUUCUAUGGAGGCCAUCUCCACUAGACGAGUUGAAAGAGUAUCAGCUCAAUACCGUGACAUACGGCAUCAAUAGUGCCCCCUUUCUGGCAUUGAGAGUCUUAAAGGAUAUCGCUGACAAUGAUUGUACAGGAUUUCCUGAAGUACAAUUGGGGCUGAGGGAACAAACCUAUGUAGAUGACAUUUGUCUUGGUGCCGACACCGAGGAUGAAUUGUUGACUUUACAGUCAAAUCUUUGUUCCGUCCUGAAACGUGCUGGUCUUGAGUUAAAGAAGUGGUCGAGUAACACCGUACCUGUGUUAGAAGCUGUAUCGCCAGAGGAUCGUGUCAUGGAAAGUCUAAGCUUCGAUGAAGACGUUUGUGAAACCACCAAGGUCCUGGGGCUGCAGUGGGAUCCGGCCAAAGACAUUUUUAAAUUCAACGGCCAUUCAACCACCGCCGUCGUCACAAAGCGGGCAAUUCUAUCGACUAUCGCUCGCAUUUUUGACCCUAUUGGGUUUUUAGCGCCGGUGACCUUCUAUGCUAAACAUAUCCUACAUGAAAUUUGGGAAGAGGAAUUGGCAUGGGACGACCCUUUACCUCCGAAAUUAUGUCAGAAUUGGAAAACAUUUACGGAUGAGCUACCGGUUCUAUCUGAGAUCAAGAUUCCACGUUAUGUCGCUACUCAACGUCAAUCAUACGUCGAAUUGUGUGGAUUCUGUGACGCCUCCGAACGCGGAUUCGCUGCAGUGGUAUACCUUCGGGUAACAGUUUCAGACGACGACGUAUCUGUGUUCCUGCUUGGAUCCAAAACAAAGAUGGCACCGAUGAAAACCGUAUCCAUCCCGAGACUUGAAUUAUGUGCUUCAGUUUUGCUCGCUCGAUGGAUGGCGCGCAUAUUAAAAAUGUUCGAUGGGAAACUCACGAUUAACGGGCUUUACGCCUGGUCCGAUUCCCAAGUCGCUUUGGCCUGGUUAAUGAACUCGCAUGUUUCCUUUAAGGUGUUCAUUUCAAAUCGUGUACAUCAGGUGCGUCAACUUAUUCCGUCAUGCCGCUGGCUCUAUGUACGCUCAGCUGAAAAUCCUGCCGACUGUGCUUCAAGAGGAAUACUCCCUUCGGAGCUACCCGUACAUGCAUUGUAUUGGUCCGGCCCUACGUUCCUAAAAAACCCAAUUGAAACUUGGAGCAUGCUGGUCCCUUCGGUUCCUGUUGAACAACUACCAGAGUUCAAACCCGUGUCGCUGGCCGUUCAAGUUACCUCAAAUAAAGAAUGGUUCUGUCGCUUCUCGUCUUUUAUCAAUAUGAUCAAGGUCGUCGCUUGGAUGCGCAGGUUUAUCGGCUUAUGUAAGAAACGAACGUAUUCCAACAAUUUCUUGUCACGUGAAGAGAUAAAUCAUUCGUUAAUGGUAAUUGUACAAUCUUCUCAACAACGUUGGUUUCCUGAGCUGAUUUUGGAUCUGUCACGUGGCCGUGGUGCAGCUCGCCCAUUAUCUAGUCUACGGCCAUUUCUGAAUUCGCAAAAUAUUGUGUGUGUUGGUGGCCGAUUACUGAAGUCUGAUUUAGCUGAUGCGGAAAAACAUCCGAUGCUGCUGUCCAAGGAGUCACACCUUUCUUUGUUAAUUGCACGCCACUGGCACUUAGUUACGUGCCACUCAGGCCCCCGAGUCAUCACGUCUUUAAUCAUACGGCAAUUUUGGAUCUUAUCGAUGAGAUCGGUAAUUCGCAAGGUGAUCGGUCAAUGUACUCCAUGUGUCAGAGCUAUUGCCCAAUCGCCACAUCCCGUGAUGGGUAAUCUUCCCAGUUCACGAGUCCAAGCAUGUCGACCCUUUUCAAAAGUUGGAGUAGAUUAUGCUGGCCCACUGCCAAUGCGUGAGAGUAAGUUGCGAAAAUCCCGACAUUAUAAAAUUUACGUUUCUGUUUUUGUCUGUAUGGUCACCAAGGCUGUGCAUUUGGAAAUUGUAACAGAGCUAUCUACAGCAGCCUUUUUAGCCGGCUUCGAUCGUUUUGUUGCCAGACGUGGUCUUCCAACAGACGUGUACUCCGACUGUGGAACCAACUUCAAAGGUGCGUCAAAAUAUCUGUUUGAGGUCAUCAACGAUCCAGCUAAUCACCAUCUACUGUCAUCUCAUUCUUUCUGCACGUGGCACUUCAAUCCACCCGCAGCACCUCAUUUUGGUGGCCUAUGGGAAGCGGCUGUGCGUUCUUUUAAAACGCUCCUUGUACGAACCGUCGGUGAUCAUACCCUUACCAUGGAGGAGAUGUCAACCUUACUGUGUCGGAUCGAAGCUGUGUUAAACUCCAGACCUCUGACUCCAAUGACUGCUUCUCCCUUAGAUUUGGACUAUUUAUCACCUGGUCAUUUUCUUAUCGGGCAACCACUUCUGGCGGUUCCUGAUUUGAACAUUCCCGAAGGACGUUCCAAUGUGCUGACACGAUGGAAGCUGCUACAUCAAUGUCACCAAUCAUUCUGGCGUCGUUGGUCUACGGAAUAUUUGGCUUCUCUUCAAGUCCGGGGCAAGUGGACAACGGAUGUGCCCAACAUUCAGGUUGGACAAAUGGUCGUGAUCAAGAAUAACCAAAUUCCUCCAACAUCCUGGCGAUUGGGUCGCAUUCUGGAAGCGAAUCCUGGCCAAGAUGGCGUGAUACGAGUCGCCAAGAUACUAACAUCCACGGGGGAGUUAACCCGUCCGGUCGUUAAGUUGGUAUUGUUGCCCAUGGAUUAA